Molecule: messenger RNA, 624 nt
Organism: Camelus dromedarius (Arabian camel)
Lineage: Eukaryota; Metazoa; Chordata; Mammalia; Artiodactyla; Camelidae
Gene: TMEM212
Product: transmembrane protein 212
Exons: 4
Coding region: 1-624 (207 amino acids)
Source: RefSeq, a predicted model, not a curated record
AUGCAGGGCUUAUAUCAGGCUGCUGGCCGGAUUCUCGUGACUCUGGGGGCUCUCAGUGUAGUCUCUGGAGUUAUUGCUUUCUUCCCAGUCUUUUCCUACAAGCCUUGGUUCACAGGAUGGAGUGUCUGGAUUGCUUGUCCCAUCUGGAAUGGAGCUUUGGCCAUCACGACCGGUGUCCUCCUGCUGCUGUCUCACAGACAGUGGAUCCAGAGAUACCUGUGGGAAGCUGGUUUCACCUUUGUGAUUCUGAGCAUUAUGGGAUGUCCACUCCAUUUUGCAGUAGCCUUGGAAUCCGCUCUCCUUGGCCCGUAUUGCUUCUACUCUUUUUCCGGAAUUGCAGGGACCAAUUACCUGGGUUAUGCAGUUGCCUUUCCCUUUCCGUAUACAAGGUUCCCGUCAGUUUGUGUAGACCCACCUCACUAUGAAGAGUACCACCUGACGCUGCAAGCCUUCGACCUGUGCCUGAGUUUUACCAUGCUAUGUGUGUCCUUGACAUCGUUCAUCACACUUUCUGCAAGACUGAUCCGAGAUGGGCACAUAAAUCCCGUGGAGCCAGCUGUGCCCGAGAAUAGCCACAGAGAGCUUCCUAUUUUGCUCAAGCAGAAACGAGGCCAGUGUGUUUGA